AUGGAUACUCAAGAAAUUAACACAAAUCCACAGUUUCCAAAUCUAGAAAUUCUUCCGAAGAUGUCGACAAAGAAAGAAAUAGCAGAGAAACGGAUCAAACAAUUGCAUCUAACACCUGGAACCAUCUUUAUGAAUCGAUGGAGUAUUGAGGGAAUGAUCGGAAGUGGAGGUUAUGGACAGAUAUUUCUAGCGAUGGACACGAAGAAAAACGAGGUACGGGCGGUGAAGAUCGAGCCGAAGAUGCGGAUGGAAAUGAUAACGAGACGAAUGAUAAUGGAGAUGGAUGUGAUGCUGAAAAUGCAGGGAAAACAGCAUGUUCCAUUGGUUUACUCAUCCGGAUAUAACAAUGAAUUCAAUUUCAUUGUGAUGCAAUUAUUGAGUGAAAAUAUUGGAGAUAUUCGGAAGAGAAGUCCGGCAGGGAGGUUGAGUAAAGAGACGGUCGGGAGGAUUGUGUAUCAGACGGUGAAUGCGUUGAAAGAUAUUCAUGAAAUGGGUUAUGUGCAUAGGGAUGUGAAGCCUGCCAACAUUUGUUUCGGGUGUCAUCAACAGGUAUGGAGUUGGGAAAAUGGGAGGAAAAUGAUGAGCGUUGCUUCUAUUCGAUUUGGGCAAGCUUCAGAAUUCUUGAGAUUACCAUUGCUUUCAUAUUCAACGACACCAAUAUCUCAGAACCGUCACAUCCUCUAUCUCCUUGACUUCGGCCUUCUCCGUCGCUUCAAAACAGACGCUGGCAUCCGAAAACCGAGUCGCCCGAAUGCUGGAUUCAAGGGAACCGAACGAUAUGUAUCGGUUCGUGUUCAUGAGAAACUGGAACAAACGCCAUGGGACGACCUGUUCUCUGUAAUGUAUUCGGCUUAUGAACUUGUGGUUGGAGAGGUUCCAUGGAGACAUUUGGAGGAUGUUGAGGAGAUUUAUGCGGUGAAGAAAUUGAUGAAUGAACUGAACAACAAUGGGGAAAUGUUUAAAGAUAGUGCAAGUGUUCUCAUUGAUUUCCAUAAAAUGUUAGUUGAGUUGGAUCCGAGUGUUGAUCCACCGUACGAGAAGUUGAUGAAUUGUGCGAAAGUUAUGUAUCAACCGAAGGAAUUGAAUGAUCUGUAUGAUUGGGAUGAGGGAUUCAAGCUGACGUUGAGUGAUGAAAAAGAUUAA
Messenger RNA from Caenorhabditis remanei, 1143 nucleotides. RefSeq lists its product as uncharacterized. Lineage: Eukaryota; Metazoa; Nematoda; Chromadorea; Rhabditida; Rhabditidae. Gene Ontology annotation, molecular function: ATP binding; protein serine/threonine kinase activity. The transcript is spliced from 3 exons. The coding region runs from base 1 to 1143 and encodes 380 amino acids. Gene Ontology annotation, cellular component: nucleus; cytoplasm. Gene Ontology annotation, biological process: signal transduction; peptidyl-serine phosphorylation. The record is from RefSeq and is a predicted model, not a curated record.